AUGUCAACCGGACUUAAAGGGUCAAUCUGGGCUGUAGGAGGUCGCUCUCGCGUUCAAAACGCCCCUUCGCAACGCGCCUCCUCUCAGCCAUCGCGACCCCCGCCCCCACCAACAACUACCUCAGAGCCAACUAUCUCAGCGCCAACUGAACCGGCUGUCUCAGUACAAGCUAUCUCAACACAGGCUAUGUUACCGCCGGCACCGGCACCACUGUCCAGCUCAAAUCCGCCAUCAUCGCGCUUAACAUCGUCUCAGGCUUUUCAUCGCUUCGAGCAAGCUUGUCAGAGAUUGCGCUGGAAGUAUGUCGACCUGCAGAACUCGUAUCAUCGCGCUCUGAACCCAGAGUCAUCCGGAUUUCCGGUGGGCGAAGCCGAAAAGAACUUCAAGGUUGACUUUCAUGAAUUCUACGUCUGGAUCGAGCAAGCGCUCGUUCUUCUCCUUCUUGUAUUCGAUAUCAUGGUACCUCAAUCAUCAAGAAGAGGAAGAGAUGAGAAGCACCGCUAUCAUCAUGACGUCCUUACCACUUUGGAGAAUAAGACGGGACCGCUGUAUGAGGCGCUUGGAAAGGGAGAAGUGAACAUGGCGCUCUGGAAGGCCAAGGAGCUUCGAAAUCAGUGGAAGGACGUCAAGGAUGGCAACGGCAAAGAGACGGCACCGCUAAAGAUGUACGAUCUAACGUGGAUUGUGACGCAAAUUCUGAGUGGGUUGGAGGCUGGGUAUGGGCUUGCCUCGAGGAAGGUUGAGAUGGAUAGUCGGGGGAGGUCAUGGGCUGAUGACUUUGAUGAUGAGGUGGUUAUGGCCGAGGAUGAUCAGUGGGAAUGGAUGGUUGAGCCUAUGGAUUGGGAGAGCGUAGGGGGGUAA
Messenger RNA from Fusarium coffeatum, 861 nucleotides. RefSeq lists its product as uncharacterized. The transcript has a single exon. The record is from RefSeq and is a predicted model, not a curated record. NCBI's taxonomy places the organism in Eukaryota, Fungi, Ascomycota, Sordariomycetes, Hypocreales, Nectriaceae. The coding region runs from base 1 to 861 and encodes 286 amino acids.